This is a messenger RNA of Heteronotia binoei (common prickly gecko), 5543 nucleotides long. It is a transcript of the gene HMGXB3, whose product is annotated as HMG-box containing 3. The transcript is spliced from 20 exons. NCBI's taxonomy places the organism in Eukaryota, Metazoa, Chordata, Lepidosauria, Squamata, Gekkonidae. The coding region runs from base 222 to 4187 and encodes 1321 amino acids. The record is from RefSeq and is a predicted model, not a curated record.
AGGAAGAACUUGUGGAGGCUGAAGUUCCGGUGCGGUGCCUGGAUUAGGCUGUGGUGCCCCCGCCAAGGCAUUCAUUGCUGAGGCAUCUCCCGCUCUCUCUCUCUUUCUUUUCCUUUGCGGAUGUUACGGUUGUCUUGAGUAGAGUGGCCCAAUCCUGCUCCUCGGCAUGCUGAGGCUGCGGAGUUUUCUCCUCAGGACCGGCCCGUCCCGCGCGCCCGGUAAUGGAGGCUCCAUAUAAUGGUAGUGAAGUAACUGUAGUAAUGGAGGAGAUAGAAGGAACAUACACCUACUCAUCUCCAGUGCCAUCUAAAAAGAAGAAGAAAUACAGAAGUCCUGGAGAUCAAGGGGAAAAAGCUAAAAAACCCAGAUCUGCAUACCUUCUCUACUAUUAUGACAUAUACCUGAAAGUUCAACAGGAGCUCCCACAUCUCCCUCAGUCUGAAAUUAACAAGAAGAUCAGUGAAAGCUGGAGGCUGCUCAGUGUGGCUGAGAAAAGUUAUUAUUUGGAGAAGGCUAAAUUAGAGAAAGAAGGUUUAGACCCGAAUUCGAAGUUGUCUUCCCUGACUGCUGUAGUUCCGGACAUUCCAGGUUUCCGUAAAAUCCUUCCUCGCUCAGAUUACAUCAUUAUUCCCAAAGGUACUCUCCAAGAGGAGAGGAGUAAACAGCACUUGGAACUCUGUGUUGCCCAGGGCCAAACACCAUCAGAAGGACUGACGUUAUCUGCUAAUACCACGGGUGCUUCCCACAGUGCUGUACAGAACAUCCUUUCUGUAGAAUCUAGCCAGGUUGGCAUUUCUGAGCAGUGCAUUGCCAUUGAAGGCAUUGCAGAAGACGCAGCCUCAUUUGUUCAGUCAGACACAAUAGAAGAAGUUGUUGCAUCAGAAAUCUUGUCUCACUAUGCCCGACCUACAGCACCUAAGGUAGCUGGAGAUGUCAUCGUGGAUGAGACCCCUUUGGAAGUGGGAGACAGCUAUCCUUAUCAAACAACCAGCGUGGUUAUUGAAGAGACUUUGGUUAACAGCUCCUCAGAUGCCUCCAAUGGGUGUGUUAGUGUGGCACAACCACAGAUUUCAGAUGGCCUCUCUGUGGUAACAGUGCUGACCAGAAGAGAUAGAGGAGAAAGUAAUUCUUCAACACCUACUGCACAGUUCAUUAUGCUACCUCUGCCAGCGCAUUCUGUUCUGGAAAAUCCAGCAUCAAUCAAACUGACAACUACUUACACUCGCAGAGGGCAUGGAAAUUGCUCCAAUCCUGGCUGUUCCUUUACUUAUGUGACCAGACACAAACCACCAAAAUGUCCUCUGUGUGGAAACUUCCUGGGGGGAAAAUGGAUCCCAAAGGUGAAGCAGCCAAAAGGUAAAUCUGAGCCAAAUUCAGGCAUGCCUAUAAAAACAUUGGGGCCCAAAAGAAGUCAGCCACCAUCAACCUUAGGACAGGCAAUGGGACAGGAUGGUGCAUCAAAAUGUACUCAAGAGGUCUCUGAAGCUGUUAGCCAGCUAUUGAACGCAGCUCCUGCUGGUGAGCAGGUGCAGGAGACUGAGUGGGAAGAAGUAAUAAUCUCUGAGGCUCACAUCCUUGCGAACAAUGUUCAGCCAGAGGAGCACGGAAAUGCUCCUACAGUUAUUCAGAUUCAAGAGAACUCUGCAUCUGUAGACUCUUCAUUAGAACAGAAGGAGAGGGAAAAUGAAGGGCCGGAGACCCAGCCAUCCACUGAAGUGGUGAACUCUGCAAAUGUGCUUUCAAACCCAACAUCUGCAAUGAAACAAACAAUUGGGGGUGACGUUCUGGGCACUGCACCCAAAGGCCAGGAGCAGAAGAGCAAAGUGAGACCGAAGCCAUCCUUGCUAGCAGCUGCAAGACCCAUGAGAGCAAUUUUGCCUGCACCUUUUGGCAUGGCGAGGGAAACCAAGGCAGAGCAGCCCAGUUGCCGACAGUCAUUUCCAAAUAAUGAAAAAAAUUCCCCUGUAAGAAUCUCAGGACUGAAGCCUAAUACUCUGAAGCAGCUGGGCCAGUCCCCACUGCCCAGUGUAGAAGAACACAAGCUUCCUGGCAACACAAACAGCUCAGCAUCUCAGGUCAAAGUGGUGGAGGUCAAGCCAGAUGUAUUCCCUUCUUAUAAGUACAGCUGCACUGUAACCCUGGAUCUGGGGCUGGCAACGUCACGAGGUAGAGGCAAGUGUAAGAACCCUUCUUGCAACUAUAUAUAUACUAAUCGGCACAAGCCACGGAUCUGCCCCAGCUGUGGCUACAAUCUUGCCAAAGACAGAACUGAGAAAACAGUGAAACCACUGGAGGUCACCACUGGCCCCAGAGAUGUCUUGAACACCAGUGAGCCUUUAAUGCAGUCCCAAAAAGAAAUCCAGCGCCAAUCUACUCUCCAGCUUCUACGCAAAGUGAUACAGAUCCCAGAGAACGAAUCUGAGCUGGCUGAUGUGUUUGCACUGAUUCAUGAACUCAACAGCUCUCGGCUCAUCCUUUCCAACAUGAAUGAGGAGACAGUCACCAUUGAGCAAACGUCUUGGUCAAAUUACUAUGAGUUUCCAUCCUCUCAGUGUCUUCUCUGUAGCAGCCCCUUAUUCAAAGGGGACUUGAAUUCCCUUGCAGGCCCUCAGGAGUGCUGGUUGCUGACAGCUAACCGACUGCAAGUGGUCACUGCUCAGCUCAAGGUGUGUGUGAAUGUGCAGUGCUUGGCCCUCCAUAGUUUCAAUGAUAUAUACACAGGCUUGUUUAAUGUAGGUAACAAACUUUUGGUGAGCCUGGACCUUCUGUUCGCCAUAAGAAAUCAUAUUAAACUCGGCGAGGAUCCUAAGGUGGCUGUCAGCAGUAUCUUGGAAUCUGUGCAGGAGCAGACUGAGAAAAAUCUGAGCACUGAGGAGUUGAGUCAACUUGAGGAGCUGCUGUGCAAUGGAUAUUGGGCCUUUGAAUGCCUUACUGUCCGGGACUAUAAUGAUAUGAUCUGUGGUAUCUGUGGCAUUGCACCCAAAGUUGAUAUAGCCCAGAGGAAUGUGGAAAAUGUUUUGUCACUGAAAAACAUUGAGUUUACCUGGCCAGAAUUCUUGGCAUCUAGUGAAGUAAAUGUGGAAGAUUUCUGGUCUACUAUGGAGACUGAAGUGAUAGAGCAAGUGGCAUUUCCUUCCAGCAUCCCUAUCACAAAGUUUGAUGCCUCUAUCAUAGCCCCCUUUUUCCCACCACUGAUGAGGGGCUCUGUGGUCGUCAACACAGAGAGAGAGAAGAACUUUGACGCACCUAUGAUGACAGGCCAUGCAAGUGUUUUGGUAAGGCUGAUUCAGGAUGAAGCCUGUAAAAUGGAGCAGAUUGGUUCUUACAGCAAGGAAGAGUUACAGAAUUUCUUGACACAGUGCAGUAUUCCCUGGGAUGCAGGUGAUUCAAAGGAGCAGCUCUGUCUUUCUCUGCUGGCUCUGUAUGAUUUUGUACAGAAUGGGACACAGAUCAAACAGCCCCCCUCACAUUUGACUGGAGGAAAAAUCUACAAAGUGUGUCCACACCAGGUCGUGUGUGGCUCAAAAUACAUUGUGAGAGGGGAAAGUCCCCGGGACCAUGUGGAUCUCCUAGCCUCUUCACGCCACUGGCCACCAGUCUAUGUGGUAGACUUGGCCACUUCUGUGGCAUUGUGUGCAGAUAUCUGCUAUCCUGACUUGACUGCUCAGAUGUGGGGGAGAAACCAGGGUUGCUUCUCUGACCCCAUGGAACCUUUAAGGUAUGUGUCCUGCCCUGAACUGCUGGACAGGCACUACAAUGUGGACAUGACCAGUGCUGAACAUACAAUUCAGCACCCAGUCACCAAGUCUGCAUCCCGCCGAGUGGUUUUUACUGGAACAGAGCAGAGCACUCAGAGUGACCCAACAGCCCGACAUCAUUCCCUCUCCCUCUGCCGGGAAUUAGAACCCUACAGCGCCAUCAUUGCAGCCAUCAAUGAUAGCAAAACGAAUAAUGUCCGCCAGAGGCCUAUAACCUUUGACAAUGCAACCCACUAUUACCUCUACAAUCGCCUGAUGGAUUUCCUCUCUAGCCGUGAAAUUGUGAACAGGCAGAUUCAUGAGAUUGUGCAAAGCUGCCAGCCUGGUGAGGUGGUGAUCCGGGAUACCUUAUACCGCCUGGGUGUGGCCCAGAUCAAAACAGAAAUGGAGGAAGAUGAAGAAAUCCAAGCAGAGGAUGGUGUGGUUUAACCUACUUGGAAGUGGGCGUCUUCUGGCCAUAGAGAUGAGAGCUGGGUUGUUGAGGCACCUCUGCAGAUAGUUCAAGCAGUUUAUCACACAGCCGAGUUCCAGUACUGAACAGCUUCGACAGUUUACAUUGACCAAAGAGUCAUGUGCUUCCAUGAAAUCUGGAUGUACUCCUGUGGGUUUGAGAUCUGCGGACACCUUGAUAUAAAAAGGGCAGUUUCUCCUUCCAGUAUGUUGUUUGGAUGUAUAAGCUAGCCAGGACAGGAUGGCAUAGGAGAGAGAAGGAUGUUUUGGGUAGCUGGAAGCUGGGAAGGGAAGGCAAAUGGGUUUACAGAAGAGCUUGACCUGCUUUUGACAAUAGCUGGCGUGACAACAUUGUUGUGUUUUGUGGGAUCAUUAGGGGAUGGAAAAGAGCAGAGAAUGUUUAUAUAUCCCCAAUGCUAUAGCCUAAAUUUGAUGGUUAUAAUAGACUGAUGAGCCUCUUCUGGAGCCCCAGCUGCUAUUGGGCUCUCUUCUGAAGAAACUUAGCCCCCAUCAGUAUUAAGGGGAUGAGCACGUAUCUGCUUCUUUAGCUAAUUCUGUUUCAACCUGAGGAGUGAACUUUUUUGUUAAUGGAAAUGUGAAUUAAAGUGUGAUAGAUCUAUAAUUGGCUGGCAUGGUUUUGCAGGCUGUUCAGGGAUUUGUAUGUUUGGGAUGAUGAAACUAGACUGUUGGUCAGGAGGGGAUCUUCAGGCUUCUGCAAUCUCUUUUCAGGCACUUUAUUUUAUUUUUUUAUCCCAUCCAUAGACUCCAUAGGUUGUAAUUCAUUUAGGGACACUAUGAAGAGUACUUGUGCAACAUAGUUGGAUUCAGGAAACACAGUCCAACAAGACACUUUUCUGACUCGUGUCCCUUGCUAAAUGUUGCUUGGGAGAAUAUGCAGCACUUGACUGUCCGGACCCUCUGAAAGCCACUACAUACUUCCCAGUUCUAGAAUUAUAAAACUGUCCUGGGUGAGUUUCAUAUUGUGUUUUGAAGAGACCAGCAUUUUCCCCCUCCCCAUAUAAUGCAUUAAGCUGUGUUGUGUGAACUAAUUGCAUUGUCCACUAAUUGCAUUGUCUCUUUAACUUUUGACCAUCCAUAAAUCUGAGAGGUGAAAAUAGUCUUCUGCUAUAGCUGAAAGCAGGAAAUCUGGAGUGUGUAUGUGUGUGGGGGGUUCAAGUAUGUUUUAUUCAUUGAAUGAACAGAUUUGUGGUGUUCAGCUCCCUUCUAUGAAGGAUUCUAGUGUGUACUGUGCUGUAAAAAACAUGUAUUGUAUUUCUGAACAAAGAUUAUGAUUUGCUCUUAAAUGCUAAUUUAUUAAAGACACUUUUUCAGUCA